AUUAGCAUCAAGAUGUCUGUUUGGAUGUUAGUGGUUUUGGUGGCUGUAUUGCAAUGUUCAGAAGCUAACAGGGAUGGUGACAAAAAACCAACAAUUGGUGAACAAAUGGACAUCAUUAUAAAGGAUGUAAGUGGAUACUUGUAUUGGCUCUUUGGCUUUGAUGAUGACGACUCAGUAGAAGACCAGAUUGAAGCUUCAGAACUACUGACAGAAGAAUUCAUCAAAGAUGUAAACGAAAUGGUAGAGCUGAUGCAUUCAGAAGCUGAAAAACAUAUAAAACACGUAAAAGAUAUUAAAAAUAAAGAAAGUGAUAACAACAGCAAAACAUCUGCCGAAAUUAUAAACAGCAAAGAAAAUGAAACUAAAGAUAAACAGCAAGCAGAAUCUGAAGAGACGUCGGAAGGGACGUCUGAAGAAAAUCAAAAUACGAGCAAAGAUGAUGGCCUUAAAGUUCUUGCUAUGGCCGCUUAAGUUACAAUAAUGGAAAUGUUUGAGCAAAUCAAAAUUGUUUAUUUAGAAAUAUAAGUAAAAUAAGUAAUGAAUAUUGAAGUGAAUGCUAAAUUGAUGGUUGAUAUUUCAGAAGUACAAUUAAGUUUUAGAUAAAAAAUGAAAAUAAAAAGAUAUUCUUCUGCCUUAUCAACCGCUGCUUGUCCUAAUUUUUUAGUUAAACAUCUUGCCGUUGUGUGUAAAAUAGCGUAAUACCUACCUGUGAUUUCACUUUGCACGAAGUAUUUUCAACCAUCACUCUUUGUAUUUUGAUACAACGAUAUUUAGGUAGUGCACAUAAUUUUAUUAAUUUUACUGUUUUUUUUCUUAUA
Molecule: messenger RNA, 818 nt
Organism: Amyelois transitella
Lineage: Eukaryota; Metazoa; Arthropoda; Insecta; Lepidoptera; Pyralidae
Exons: 3
Coding region: 13-471 (152 amino acids)
Source: RefSeq, a predicted model, not a curated record